UAUUUCUUAUUUAUGUACCUGUGGAACACGUGUAUACAUAAAUACAUACACAUACAUACAGUGUAUUCCUCUAUAUACUUUAAUUGUAAAUAAUUAUUUAUUGCAAUGGAAUCUCUUCAAGAAAUAUGCCAGUUUUUGCGACCAGAAACACGAUUAGACCUAAAAGCAAUUGCGUUGCAACAUGUGCUCGGUGUAACUGGAUCUGCAGAAGGACGGGAACUUCUACUUAAGUUUCCCGAGUCAUUAACUGACUUGAUUGCUUUAACACAGGAUUCAUCUACAUCAAUUUCUAAAAAUGCAGCGUUGGCUCUAAUAAAUAUAACUGCAGAUGAAGCAGGAACCAAUGCAUUCUUAGUAAUUUCAGAAAUGACCAAACAGAAUCCUGGUGUUAAAUAUAAUUACAAUUUAAUACAUGUUUGUAUUAGAUUUAUAAUGGACAAGGAGAGUAUCCUAAGUGAUCCAUGUUGUAUGAUACUUUCCAAUAUGACCAGACCAUUGCAUUUAGUAGAUAGAGUUAUAACACUUAUCGAAGAAAGUGGAUAUACAUGGGACAGUAUUGUUGCUGCAUUUACUGCAAUGCAAUAUAACAAUGCUGGUGCUAAAUUACAUUAUUUAGGGCCCGUAUUUAGUAAUAUUAGUCAGUCUUCAAGAGUCAGAAGGUAUUUAAUGGACAGAGACCGUAGUGUCAUCCAAAGAUUACUACCAUUCACAGAAUAUGCAGACAGUAUAAUAAGACGGGGUGGUAUAGUAGGGACACUGAGAAAUUGUUGUUUCGAUGUAGAAAAUCAUGAAUGGCUGCUAAGCCCUGAAAUAGACAUUUUAUCUUAUCUUUUAUUACCACUAGCUGGACCAGAAGAAUUUGAUGACGAAGACAAUGACAAGUUACCAAUUAAUUUACAAUAUCUUCCAGAAACAAAGACACGAGAACCUGACAUAGAUAUUAGAAUCAUGUUGCUAGAGGCCUUAGCUCAACUAUGUGCCACUAAACAAGGAAGACAAGUGUUGAGGGAAAAGAACACGUACGCGAUACUUAGAGAGUAUCACAAAUGGGAAAAAAACAAGAAUGCUCUUUUGGCCUGUGAAAAUGUUGUAGACAUUUUAAUCAGGACGGAAGAGGAAAUAGGUCUGGACAACUUGAAGGAUGUAGAAGUUCCUCAUGAGUACACAGAGAAGUUCCAUCAAAUGGACAAAGACUUUAUUAAUAGUGAUAAUUCAUGAUAAAGAAUGCCUGUAUAAUAAACUUUAUGAACAACAAUGUUUCUGUUUUAUCUCACGAAUACUGCAUACACUGUACAUAACAAAAUAAGAACAAUGACUGGCGAUGAAGCGAGACUUCAAGUGAUUCACGACAUUGCACUGUUCCCUUCACUAACAGACUAUCAUCAAAUUACAAUAGAUUUCUCAGGUCCAGUGUAGCAAUAAAAAAACCAU
Molecule: messenger RNA, 1431 nt
Organism: Nomia melanderi (Alkali bee)
Lineage: Eukaryota; Metazoa; Arthropoda; Insecta; Hymenoptera; Halictidae
Product: protein HGH1 homolog
Source: RefSeq, a predicted model, not a curated record